Molecule: messenger RNA, 3657 nt
Organism: Heterobilharzia americana
Lineage: Eukaryota; Metazoa; Platyhelminthes; Trematoda; Strigeidida; Schistosomatidae
Source: the annotation of a GenBank genome assembly
AUGCCUGAUGAAACAAGUACAGAUGGCAGGGUCAGAAUAAUCACAAUCAGGUCAUCCAAGCCAGCUACACCUACGAGUCCUUUAAAUGUGACUGAUUGUAGUGAUCGAACUCCAAGUCGUGGUCCUGAUCCAGAACUCCCUCAAGAUAACGACUCAUGCAUUAAUGCAAAAAUUGAAAAGUUUCUUAAUUCUUCUGAUCCAGUCAUUGAAUUAAUCGAUCAGACAAGUUAUCUACAACAAUAUCCAAGCUGGCUUGGAUUUUGUGGCCCUGAGAAUAAAAAGAAAUUCUCUCCUACCUAUAUUAAUCGAAAUGAUAAUAUAUGGGAAUUAGUAUUUUCAGAACGUGGUUAUGUAGAUAUGCUGUUAAUUGUCAGAGAUUUGUAUAUGAUACCAUUCCCAAAAAUUGAUCCUAGUUCAAUUAAUGGUUUAUCCAGAGAUCAUUCACUCAACAGUACAGAUUUAUGUACAGCAUUGUUCCCAUGCAUCAAUGAAUUAAUCAAAUCGCAUGAGAAAAUAUUUCGUGUUCUAGCUGGGUUACAUACAGAACGUGAGGAUCAUGUUGUAUCAUCGUUAGGACCCUACCUGGUGAAGUUAUUCGAUGCAGAUUGUCUUUCAUCAUUAUCCAAAUUGUAUGGUCACUUUUUAUUUGCUCAGAAACGUAUUCGUCAACGUCUACAACUAUUUAAAAGUCAUCCACAGAUUGCAUCAUUCUUUCAACAAGUGAAACAAAAUCCUCGAAGUUCACGUAAAUCUCUUGAAGACUGUUAUAUGGUUAUUGUUCAACGUUGGACGAAAGUGGAAACACUGCUUGAGUCAAUUAUGCGGAAUACACUUAAUGACGAUAAAGAAGUGGCUAGUUUAGAAAUUUCUCGUAAUGCAGUCAAAUCAUUGAUAAAGUCAGCUGAGUCUCUAUUAACAGAAUUUGAACACGCUGAGAAGUUAAGUGAAUUCGCUAAUCGCUUAGAAGUGCCAACCACCAUGACAACAAUGAUGGGAAUUAUUUCUCCAACAUUUAAUAGUCAAAACUCCUCGUCAGAUGAAGUUCAACUAUUAAAUGAAUUGAGAUCAUCUAACACAAAAUUAAUCAAUCAUGGACCAUUAUUUGCUAAUCCAAUGGUGGCUUCCGGUGGACAACAAUCAACCACGUCCUACGAGGUUGAAGGUGUAGCUUUGAAAAGUUGCUUUUUUAUGCUUCAAAAAAUACCAGACUCAAAUCGAUACCAGUUAUUUCGUGGUACGGAAAUGCCUCCUAUUCUGUGGUGGGGUAAAGUUUAUGGAUAUUUUAGAAAAUCAAUGGAGAAAGGUAGCUUUGGUUUCUACAUUCUUUUACACUCGGCUACUGCGUUAACACUAUUCCGUUGUGCAACAGUGGAUGAAUUAUCAAGAUGGGAGACAGUUUUCAAUGAUGGUUUCGCUCAAUGGCGUGAACAGACAGAUACAUUUGAAAGUUUAUCUGAAGAGUUCUCUAAAGCUCGUGAUGAAAUUACUGAGAAACAGAAGCGUACUGAAAGUAUUCUUGAACUAUUGUACCAAUUGAAUGAGAAUCGUUUACAAUUCUGGAACAUUUGGGAAUUUCUUUCAUCCGUAUUAAUUAAUGAACGUCUAACUCAAAUGAAUGUGUUAACACCUAAUACUAUAGUGUCACAGCCACAACCACUUCCAUCAUCAGUGCUUCAAAAUACCGUUCGUCGAAGUACAAAAAUAGACAACACUUCAUCUACUCCUACUGUUAAUCCUACAGUAUUGAAUAAUAAUAGCACACAGUAUGUAGCUACUAUGGAUACACUCAGACUUCAUACUUUCAUUUCAAAUCUUGAUGCUCAUAGUGAUCUAGAUCAAAUGUUUCAUAUGCUUCAUGAAUACUUUCAUCGUCUAUCUUUUGCCCUCCUCAGUAGUCCGUCUUCUAAUUUAUCCCGAAGUGCCUCCGAUGUAGAUGGAAGUAAACGUCCUCAGGCAAAUAUUGUUAAAAAACAUGAAACAUUUAGUGCACGUGAUAAUUUACCUAAUAUGUCUACUGAACUGAGAUCUUCAAUUGAUGUUGGACAUCUAAAAUCGAAAAAGAGAGAUGUUCAUCGACUCAGUGCAACUAUGGCUAGCAUAUUUCGUACUCCUAGUCGAGAUAAGAAUUUUACUUCAACCAGCCAAUCAUCUGUUGACUGUACAACUAAUGGGAGUGGUACAACUGUUACAACAGCAGGGUAUAAACAUAUCAAACAACGUCAACCCUUAUCUUCUUUAUCGUCAACAACACCUGCACGUACACAACAACAGUCACAACCAAAUCCACCACUUCCUCCUCGUCCAUCAUUUGCAGUUUUAAACAAUUUACACUUAACUGGAGCCAGCGAACAACUUUCCCCAUCUAGUCAGUGUUCUUUCAAUGUAGACAGCUUAACAGAUGGAUCAAACUCAUGGAUAUUAAGUCUGCCGUGUGCUGAAGCUUUGGUUUUACUUGGUGAAUUAAAUCGAAUUAGUGAAGUAUUUUUUCCCCAGGUACAAGCGUUACGUACUGAAAACGUUGAACUGAGAGCCUCUGUUGCUAAACUCGAAGCAGAACGAUCUAAUUGGGAACAUUUUCGUAGUCGUGAUACUCAACUACUCAUGCGUACUUCAUCUGGUGCUGGUGGUGCAUCACAUGGAAGUGGAACUCACACAGAUGGUAAUACUUCAGGUGGAAGUAGCAACACUUACGUAAUAGAUAACAGUACAGUUAAACAAGAAACAGAGAAAUUACGUCAGGAUUAUGAAAAUUUCACAAGAAAAUGUCAUGACUGGGAGAAAGAAUAUCAAAAACAACGAUCGACUAUUGAAAGAGAACAUAAUAAAAUAGCUAAAGAGCGUCAAUUAUUGGAAAAUGAACGCGCUGAUCUAGAACGCCGUCAACGUCAAUAUGAAGAGUUGCGUAGUACACUGCAGACUCAAUUAAAUAUGUACAAAAAAUUGGGUUUUAAAUUGACACCUAUGAAUAAUCCAGAACUUGAGGCUUUGGUUAAUUUAGAUUCAGAUAAGACCAGUGGUAAUAUCAAUGGUUCUCAGUUGAAUCUAAGCAAUUCCUCUGUAGUAGCCAAUUCUUUUGAUGACUAUUUAAAUGAAUUAUCUGGUAAUAAUGCUUACAAUUCAAAUGAACAUGGAAUUGUAGUAGGUAAUGAUGUUGAAAAACCAAUGCACUUUUAUUCGAAUAGUGAUGAUAUAACAGUAUCUAGACGAGAUUCAACUAAUUUCUAUUAUACUAAUCAAAAACAAGACCAUUGUUCAUAUUCAUCGGAUGUUGAUAUUACACCAAAGUCAUCUCUUGUACCAUCUGUUUCAACACGAAGUGAUCAUGUACCUGAACAUCUACGUGGAAGUUUAGUAAAUCAGAGUAAUAUACGUGAACAGCCGAGUAAUUCACGUUCAUCAGAUUAUCAUCGUUCAGAGUACAAUCCAACCAAUUUAAAUGAUCGUAUUAUUAGCUCUGGUGCCAAUAGUAAUAAUUCAACUACUGAUGGCAAUAAUAGUAGUAGUAUAAAUAGUGGAAAAUCUUUUUCCGGUUCUUCAUUAUUCUCUGAAUCAAAUCCUCUUAUGAAAUUAGUUGAUCAUACAAAAGUGAAAUCAUCUAAUUCUCUUAGUAAACCAAAAAAAUCAUAUCGUUCUAGAUCACGUCAAAAAGAUUCAUAA